GUGAUCAUCAUGAACCACCCUGGCCAGAUUGGGAACGGGUAUGCCCCGGUUCUCGACUGCCACACUUCUCACAUAGCAGUCAAGUUUGCCGAGUUGGUUACCAAGGUUGACAGACGAUCUGGAAAGGAGCUUGAGAAGGAACCCAAGUUCCUCAAGAAUGGAGAUGCUGGUUUCGUCAAGAUGGUUCCGACCAAGCCCAUGGUCGUUGAGACCUUCUCUGAGUACCCACCGCUGGGUCGUUUUGCUGUGAGGGACAUGAGGCAAACAGUUGCAGUUGGUGUGAUUAAGAGUGUCGAGAAGAAGGAUCCAACUGGCGCCAAGGUGACCAAGGCCGCCCAGAAGAAGAAGUGAUCAUUGAGUAUCUUUUCAUUCAACUUUUAUAAACUUUGUAAGACUAUACAUCUUAGUUUUGUGUGUUGAGUGUGACUUUUGUGCCAACUGUUUGAAUUCGUGUGAGAAAUUGAACUCUUUUUAAGUAUCCAAAAUGACUUGAACAUUUUGAUUUUGCCAUUUAAAGGCAAUUAAGUAUCCAUGCAGAUUUUGAAACUGGCACCUAUGACUUGAUAUAAUUAUCAUUAAACAUUGGAUUUAGGA
Molecule: messenger RNA, 594 nt
Organism: Cuscuta campestris
Lineage: Eukaryota; Viridiplantae; Streptophyta; Magnoliopsida; Solanales; Convolvulaceae
Source: the annotation of a GenBank genome assembly